Petromyzon marinus (sea lamprey) is the source of this 494-nucleotide messenger RNA. The record is from RefSeq and is a predicted model, not a curated record. NCBI's taxonomy places the organism in Eukaryota, Metazoa, Chordata, Hyperoartia, Petromyzontiformes, Petromyzontidae.
UACAAAACACGCGAUAGGAGUGCAAGAUAGAGGAAAUGAUAAGCAAGCACUACCGUGUGUGCCAGGAGGUGCUGGAGCGCUCACGGGAUGUCGUGGACGGAGUCAACGUGUCCCUGCGCCUGUGGGACACGUUUGGAGAUCACCACAAAGACCGGCGCUUUGCUUACGGGAGGUCGGACGUGGUGGUGGUGGUGUGCUUCUCCAUCGCCAGCUCCAACUCGCUGCGCCACGUGCGCACUAAGUGGUUCCCCGAGAUCAAGCACUUCUGCCCCCGCACGCCCGUGCUGCUCGUCGGCUGCCAGCUCGACCUCCGCUACGCCGACCUGGAGGCUGUGAACCGCGCACGCAGGCCGCUCGGCCGCAAGAGGCGCGCGCGCUCCCGGGGCGCUCCCGGGCCGCGCUCCCAGCAACGGCUGGCGGGGCCGUUUGUGAGGGGGCCGAGGGAGCCGACGGAGGGAGCCGAUGGAGCCGAGGGGGACGACGGGGCCGGGUGA